Molecule: messenger RNA, 978 nt
Organism: Scomber scombrus (Atlantic mackerel)
Lineage: Eukaryota; Metazoa; Chordata; Actinopteri; Scombriformes; Scombridae
Exons: 1
Coding region: 1-978 (325 amino acids)
Source: RefSeq, a predicted model, not a curated record
AUGGCCAAGGAUGCAUCAGAGUCUCUCAUCCUCCUCAGUAAAUCGAUUUCCUCCUUCGUGCCCUCUUCUUUUUUCUUCCAGCACUUCAACCGCAAAACUGAACUACUCUCCUACUUGAUCCUGUGUGUUUCCAAAAUGCCGUUCAUACCACCUGUGUCAAUUGCACGCUCUGUGUCAGGACUGACUGGGAAGGAGAAACCUAUCAGCAGCAUUUCAUCUCCAACUAUAGCCAAGACGAAAGUCCCAAAAGAAGACAAAGGCAGCUCAGUGAAGGAGCGACUGACUUUGAACCUCAAACAGCUGGGGAAGAAGAGCCAACACAGGAGUCAUCUGCCAACCACCAAAGGAGUAUCAGGGACAGAGCUGCAUGUAAAGAAAAGGGACCGCCUGUUAACCUCAUCACAGACAAACUCAGACAGCCUUCCUGCCUCCAGCUCAGGUGAGUCCUUGUCUAAGAAGCAGCAGCACAAACAUGUGAGCCACAGCUCUAUAAAGCGUGAACCAGAGGUGAAAACCAGGACCCGGCAUCAGGAGGAGGCCCGCUUCACACUGACACUCACGCCCGAGGCUGUUCUGCUGCUGCAGCGAAAGAACAGUGAGAGACAUCAACGUUCAGCUGCCAGAAAUACUGGAAGUGGAGCUGUUGUUUCUGGAAGUGCCACAGAUUCCAGACGGAGGAGGGAAAACAUCUCUAAAAGGCAUCAACCAGCAACGCAGAGAUACGGUGCUCCAAACAGCAGAGUGGCUGCUAAAAACUACAGUGAUGCCGAACUUGGAGAUAUAACAUCAAUUUUGAAAAUCUCACUACUGAACGAGCAGCAUAAGUAUGAUGAUGUGGAGUACGAGGAUGAGGAGUACUAUGGUAUGGAUGAGCGUGUGGUGCUGAAAUGUACUGAGUGGCUUCGGGGGUUGGAAAACACACCAGUAACAGUAGGAAACAGCCGGAAUAGGAGUGCAAGCAGGGUAAAAAGCUUCUGA